GACUGAUAUGCCAAAAAAAGAAAAACAUUUACAUUCCGAUUGCACCGCUUCAGACAUUAAUAUAUACUAGCUCUUCAAUUUGAAAUUGGUCACAUACCCCUUCAUUGUUGAUAAAAGAAUUAAAAUUGCAGGAAUAUUGUCUUGGAUGUGAUGAAUUAUGAUGAGACAUUGUCGUAAUUUAGGCUAGGAGGCAGACACGUAACACGGACGUGCAUCACUUGAAUGAGAUGAGGAAUGAGGAUAAUCGAACGGUGAAAGGUGAGAUUGACCUGGUAGUUGCAUUUGGAAGAUGACCAAUUACCUUGGACUAAGGUUGUUGAAUACGAGGGUAGCAGUGUCUGGUGGAGUUUGUUGGUGUUGUCCAACACGUGUUGUUGGUUCCUCUGGAGCAAGAGCGAAGUGGAAAUGGAGAAUUAAGGGUCCUCGCCGCAUGGUAUUGGGCCUUGGAGCUUCGUUCUUGUCCCAGUUUAUGACUAUGAGUGGCAACAACUCCUUCAUUGCCUCUGCCAGGAUAACGGGUGGUCCCUCCGUGGAUGAGAUACUGAAGAACGUGGAAUGGCCAGAGCAGUUCCCCUUCAAGGAUGAGGAUUUCCAGCGCUUUGAUGAGUCAUCAGAUUCCUUGUUCUAUGAAACACCUCGAUUUGUGACACACAUUGAUGAUCCUGCAAUUGCUGCUCUGACUAAGUAUUACUCCAAGGUUUUCCCACCUAGCAACACUCCUGGAGUAAGCAUCUUGGAUAUGUGUAGCAGUUGGGUCAGCCAUUUUCCAUCAGGAUACAAGCAAGACCGAGUGGUGGGAUUAGGCAUGAAUGAAGAAGAACUGAAGAGGAACCCAGUUCUCACGGAGUAUGUUGUGCAAGACUUAAAUGUGAACCCCAAACUCCCAUUUGAGGAUAACUCUUUUGAUAUCAUCACUAAUGUGGUCAGUGUUGAUUACCUAACAAAGCCUCUUGAUGUUUUCAAGGAGAUGUGCAGAAUACUCAAGCCAGGUGGACUGGCCAUAAUGAGCUUUUCAAACCGAUGCUUCUGGACAAAAGCCAUUUCUAUAUGGACAUCAACAGGGGAUGCUGAUCACGUCAUGAUUGUUGGGUCUUAUUUCCAUUAUGCUGGAGGAUUUGAACCUCCUCAGGCUGUUGAUAUAUCUCCUAAUCCUGGACGGUCUGAUCCUAUGUACAUAGUGUACUCUAGGAAGCUCUCUACAGCUUGAGAGAUAUUGGAAAGAGAACAUGUAGCAUUGUAUUUACGUAUCAGCAGUGACUCUAAUGGGAGAAUUUGUUCAUAUUACAUUUUUUUGUAGCAAUGUUUGUUGUGCACGAAGCCCUUCAUGGCUAUGUACUCAAUAUCACAUCAUUAUAUGAAGUAAUAGAUAAUGUAUUGGACACAGCAUAAAUUUUGAAACUGUUAGUACUUGUUGCCCCCAGCAUUGGACACAAACUGAAUUCCAAGUUCUAUGUUUCGUCUAUGCUACAAUCAUAUGCAUAAAAAUGGCUAGUUUGGGAAGAUCUCUCUUUCGGUUAAUGGAAGAUCUUGA
This is a messenger RNA of Abrus precatorius (Indian licorice), 1531 nucleotides long. RefSeq lists its product as uncharacterized. Gene Ontology annotation, molecular function: S-adenosylmethionine-dependent methyltransferase activity. The transcript is spliced from 9 exons. NCBI's taxonomy places the organism in Eukaryota, Viridiplantae, Streptophyta, Magnoliopsida, Fabales, Fabaceae. The coding region runs from base 290 to 1207 and encodes 305 amino acids. The record is from RefSeq and is a predicted model, not a curated record.